Messenger RNA from Amoebophrya sp. A120, 2606 nucleotides. NCBI's taxonomy places the organism in Eukaryota, Dinophyceae, Syndiniales, Amoebophryaceae. The record is from the annotation of a GenBank genome assembly.
GGAAGGAUAAUCGGACGAGCCGUUGUUUGUUCUGCUCCGCUGAUUUUUUUCCUUUUUUUGAAGCGCCGCUCGACGCAACGUUUGGGGAAGCGGCUGUAUUGUCACACACAAACACAAAAUCACAUGACAUAGGACAAACCUACCCAUUCGCAAAAACAUAGGAAAGAUGGGCGAUUAUUCGUCUUGCACUAGUGCUGAUCUGCACGAAGCUACACCUACCAUGAGAAAAAGCCUUUUUUAUCUUUACGACGAUGGGAGUUUUUGCCCAUACACCGUCGAGCGCGUUUUAUCCCCACUGCCCUACAGGGAGACCGCAGGAAUGGCAUUUAGUUCGCACACCAAUGCGCGCACUUAUCACGAUAAUCUUCCGGAGCAAGUGCGGACCCUCAUCCGCCAGGCCGCAAAACACCAAGAUACCACUCACUUCGCAGGCGGCUUGCUGCUUUGCCACAUCGUACUCCGGAUACUCGAAUACGCGAAGACUGGUAAGGUUGGUACCAGUGUGAUGUUCAAAAGAACAAGAGCUACUGACGAAAACCGUUCUCCUGGUGGACAAAAUCAUUGCUCGUCGACUCUGCGACUCCGGGCGGAAACCGAAGAAGAACAUUUAGGCGUUCUGCCGCAUGACAGACCGGCGAAUAAUUGGACCGCGGUUGCGCUUCUCUCGGAGGCUUGUGAGAAGAUUUCACAGGCUUUUUCAUCAAGAAAAUCUUCGUCACUGCCGGCUUUGCUCGAAAAUAAACCCCCUCGUGCUCCUCAUUGGAGUAGUUCCACUAGACAGCGGCCACUUUUCGAGGUCGCCACAUCCGACAUUUCUGCAGAGACUGACUUCGCAGAAUUGAGGAAGAUGGUGCUGGAAGAGCUGCAACGGGCUGAGAUGGACGUGAUUUUUUCACCUGUGUUACUUGAAGGAGGUUCGGGCAGUACGACACUGCACAGGAGAUCAGUAGACCACACCUGUAGCUCGCAGCAAUACGUCGAACACGACCCGCUCGAAACUAUCGCGGAUGCUGCAGUGGAAGUUUGGAAAAUGAUGAUUGACGAGUGCGAGGACGAAGCCCAGAUGGCACUUCUAGUCGACCGGGUCAAGGUGAAAGUGCUGCCGCAGUACAGUCGCUUGACGAGAGUAAUCUUGGAAACGCUGCGGGUUGACGUCGCCGGGGGAGGAACAAGCGCAUCAGACGAAGCCACGGAAGGACGUGAAGUGCCGGAUCCGGUUGGCAGAAGCUCUUGCCCGAAGAGUUCUGCAACAGCUCGCGAAGUUCGUUCGCAAGGGAGGAGCAAUUCUUGCUUUUCCCUAGUCCGCUCGGGUUGGCUGAUUCCCUACUUCCUACAGGACAGCCUCGUGGAGGAUCUGGAGGGGACGCUGGACGACGGCAAUUCCUGUAUUUGCGCCCGGAUGGAAGUAGCGGUUCCCGACCUUGAGAAUUGGAAAAUGCCGAGUAUUAGUCUGUCCGUGCUAGUCCUCGACUCCCUGUUCUACGCCGACGGGCAAUGCGAAAAGUGGAAGCAGAAGUGUGAGAAGUUCCUAGCUGCCAUUGACAAGCUUCUGCCGCCUCGCAGGCUGCAAACUAGUCCUGGAAACGCGCUGCUGCUCUGUUGCCAGAAGACCAUCGAACAAACUCUCCGAACCGCGUUGCGGGAACGGGUGCAAAGGGGAAAAUCGCAGUUCGCUUUUCUGGAUUGUCUUGGUGAGAAGCACACAGAUGCCAUUGCGAGGCUUGCCAGCUGCAGGAAAGAGACUUUUACCGACGAGCUGUGUGCGAGGAUGUGCUUGGAAGCAGAGGACCUUUGUCCUCCUCAACACAUGGGCACCAGAACCAGAAGGUCUUGUGUAAGGAAUGACAGUGUCUUGGGCGCACUCUCCUCGUUUUUCUUUUUUGGAUGCGAAAGCGAGAAUCAGGCGUACUUGUGGCUCGGAGUCCCAGAAGAUGAAACCGUGGAAGUGGGACAGAACGAAGACCAAGGCAAGGAGUUCUACUGGACCAGAACCUGGCUCCUUGCCCCGAGAAGUUUUCUGUCUGACACGCGUCACGUAGAGCAGUGCUGCCUCCGGGUGCUGCGCUUACUCGCCGCGGAAACGAGGCAGGAGCUGAAAAAAGUCUCAAUAAGAGUUUCUAGCUUGUGCAGGGACAACAAACUCGGCACACCGGCCACCAGAGAAACCGGGGAGAAUUUAGCCUCGAGCGACUCGAAAGAUUGUACGCGGAAAAGAAACGACGUUUUUUCUUUGGUAAUAGACUGCCUUUUGCACGAAGCUAAUCGGGGCUUUCACCAGGUGGACAAGGACCGUGCACUACACUGCAGUGAUGGACCUGGAACACCAAAUCAAGCUGGAAAUAACUCGGAAGAAAAACAUGAAAAUGCAAAAAGUGCAAUCCUUUCUAGUUCCUCAGAGACGGCUACAACAAUUUCUCUCUUCGACUCUUCAAUCCGCACGACCAUCUGCAGCGCACUGGAAUUGGCCAGUGACCUGCUCAGAAUUGCCGAUGUCGUUGGAACCACUGGUAGCGGAACAGUUUCAAAGUAUGCGAGUGAAGACUACAACACCAGUAGAGAUCAUCUUUUCCAAACAAAAAAAGUUGUUGAAAGUUACGCCGGAGCAU